AUGAAAUACUUGAUCUUAGUGUCGUCACUUUGUAUGAAGUUCGCAUAUUCGAGUUUUGAUAUUUUCAAUAAAUGUCCUGACUUUAUUCCAAUUAAUGAUUUUGAUUUUGAAUCGCUUUUUGGCGACUGGUAUACACUUGAACUUGUCCAACAUUACAAUGGAAGACGAACAUUGAUGCAACCAAAUUAUUGUGUAACUCUUCAUAUUAAUGGAUCAAAAGAAAUGAAUGAAAAUUUGAGAAGCUCACGCUACAAAGCAAUUGAAUUUUCAGUUAAUAAUCUUAAUGAAAAGCUUGAAGUUGAGGACAAGUUUGAUUUUUUAUUUAAGAUUAACGGUUCAAAGCAAGGAUUGUGGAUUGAUGGUAAACUUAGAAAAGAUUGCAGAAUUUCAACUUAUCAAUAUUUUCUGUUGCAGACAAAAAAAAAAGCAAUUGUUCAAGUCAUAAUGAUUGACGGAAAUUUUACAGUUUUGACAUUUUGUCAGAGAAUGCAACUCACAUCGUUUGUUUUGAGUCGUGAGCGAGACACUAAUGUAACUGAUGAAAUUGAAGACGCACAUUAUUUACUUCAACGACGAGGAUUGUUUAUGGAAAAUAUAGAAACUUCAUGUCGAGCUUCUUCCAUUGAAUGCUUAGAGAAGUUAACACUUGUUUUUCUGCUUUUCUUUGCUGUACAAAGUAACACUUUAUUAUAA
Messenger RNA from Clunio marinus, 693 nucleotides. Lineage: Eukaryota; Metazoa; Arthropoda; Insecta; Diptera; Chironomidae. The record is from the annotation of a GenBank genome assembly.